GGUUCAGCAGUUUCAGUUGGUCCUACUGCAUUGGUUGACAAAAUGGUGUACGAAUUUUGAAGCACAAAAUGUGCGGAGAAAUGACAUAGAAAUGUGGCCCUUGACCACAUUGGGCAUGAAGUUUAAUUUGUGCACUGACCUAUCCAAAAGAAGGCAAACACUAGUUUAAAACUGCGUUCAUAACCUACUUCUGAUUUAAGAUUUAUCACUGUUGAAGCUGCCGUACACACUUAUAAUGCAUUGAACACACUGAAUUAGAGAUGAUUCCUGAUGACAGGAGCUAUAUUGUGGCAUUUAGUCCAGGAGACACCAGAAGUAUGGAGGACAUACCUUGAUUCAGGAGUGCUCUGUCACCAUGCACAGUCUUUAUUACUUGAUCAAACCUGGUUGCAAGGAAAAAAUGGCUUCUGAUGCAGACUUAAAAGUCAGCAGUCCAGUUGAAACUAUAGAGUCUUUAACGAAAGAGGCAGAAGCACUGAAAGCAAAGCUUGAAGAAGAAAGACAGAAGCUGAAUGACGUAGCAUUGUCAACUGUCGCUGAAAGACUGGAGGUGAUAAAUUAUCUCAACAUCAAACCUCGACGUUUGCUCAAAGGGCAUCAAGCAAAGGUCCUGUGUUCAGACUGGUCACCAGAUAAGCGUCACAUUGUCUCAUCUUCUCAGGAUGGGAAAAUGAUUAUAUGGGAUGCAUUUACAACUAACAAAGAACAUGCUGUUACAAUGCCUACUACAUGGGUGAUGGCUUGUGCAUAUGCUCCAUCAGGAAAUUUGGUUGCAUGUGGAGGUUUAGACAACAAGGUAACAGUAUACCCAUUGAGCCUUGAGGAAGAUGUUUCAACAAAGAAAAAAACAGUUGGUACUCACACAAGUUACAUGUCUUGCUGCACAUUUCCAAAUUCUGAUCAGCAGAUCCUGACAGGGAGUGGAGAUUCUACAUGUGCGCUGUGGGAUGUGGAAUCAGGACAGUUGCUACAAAAUUUCCAUGGUCACAAUGGAGAUGUAAUGGCCAUUGAUCUUGCUCCCUCUGAGACCGGCAAUACAUUUGUAUCUGGGAGCUGUGACCGGAUGGUUCUCAUAUGGGAUAUGCGAACAGGGCAGUGUGUUCAGUCAUUUGAAGGCCAUCAGUCAGACAUAAAUAGUGUGAAAUUUCAUCCAAGUGGAGAUGCUGUAGCUACUGGUUCAGAUGAUGCAACAUGUCGUUUAUUUGAUCUGAGGGCAGACAAAGAAGUUGCUGUGUACUCCAAAGAGAGCAUCAUCUUUGGUGUUAAUUCUGUGGAUUUCUCUGUUAGUGGGAGGCUUCUAUUUGCUGGAUAUAAUGAUUAUACUGUUAAUGUCUGGGAUUCACUAAAAUGUGUAAGAGUGACUCUGUUGUAUGGUCAUGAGAACAGGGUAUCUUGCCUGCAAGUGUCACCUGAUGGAACAGCUCUUUCUACCGGAAGCUGGGAUUAUACUUUACGGGUGUGGGCAUAGUCAUUAGAAUACCUACUACCAAACCAAAGAUGAUCUGCAUUUAUUAAGUUUAUAAUGGUAAUCCAAAGUCUCAUGUUUGUGUGUCUGAGCUUCAAAAUACUAGUCCCCCACUGAGUGAGAAACCAAAUUAAUUAUGUAUUGGAUUAGUGUAGUUACUCGUACCUUGAAGAAAUGUAGUUUCUGCAUGUGUAAAGUAGUGUGAAAUGUACUGUUUUAAAUGGAUGUAGUAACUAAAUAAAAUUACAUCAGUCAUUAAAGGUGUUUAUCUUGAGCGAGUCUACUACACGGAA
Messenger RNA from Schistocerca serialis cubense, 1758 nucleotides. RefSeq names its product guanine nucleotide-binding protein subunit beta-5 (gene Gbeta5). Gene Ontology annotation, biological process: G protein-coupled dopamine receptor signaling pathway; G protein-coupled receptor signaling pathway. The transcript is spliced from 11 exons. Gene Ontology annotation, molecular function: protein binding; signaling receptor complex adaptor activity. The coding region runs from base 356 to 1468 and encodes 370 amino acids. The record is from RefSeq and is a predicted model, not a curated record. NCBI's taxonomy places the organism in Eukaryota, Metazoa, Arthropoda, Insecta, Orthoptera, Acrididae. Gene Ontology annotation, cellular component: heterotrimeric G-protein complex; cytoplasm.